Messenger RNA from Drosophila teissieri, 1108 nucleotides. It is a transcript of the gene 7B2, whose product is annotated as neuroendocrine protein 7B2. Gene Ontology annotation, molecular function: enzyme regulator activity. NCBI's taxonomy places the organism in Eukaryota, Metazoa, Arthropoda, Insecta, Diptera, Drosophilidae. The transcript is spliced from 2 exons. The record is from RefSeq and is a predicted model, not a curated record. Gene Ontology annotation, biological process: regulation of hormone secretion; neuropeptide signaling pathway. Bases 126 to 935 code for a protein of 269 amino acids. Gene Ontology annotation, cellular component: secretory granule.
CUGGUAGCCGCCGCACGAACCACAGAGUCCUACGUCACAUUGGUAUACACACGGAAUCGGAGCAGCUGCAGCCGAAAAAUCAAUACCUUAACAAACACCUACGUGUACGGUUGAAAUCGCGCAAUAUGUUGUUCUGUUCGCAAAAUGUGCACAUGAUGGUUGCGAUGCUUGUGGUCGCCUCAAGUGGCUACCAGGUGCAGUCCUAUGGCUCCAAGGAUAUUUUGGCCGAUGCCCUGCUGACGGAUCUGCUCAAUCGCAUGGACAACGACAUGCAGGUGGGCUACUACGACGUUGGCAACGAGGCAGCUGCUGGCUCCAAGGACAAUGUGGACCUUGUCUCCCGAUCGGAGUACGCGAGGCUGUGUGAUGGGGGAAGCGACUGCAUCUUGCAAUCGGGAUCGGGAGCAGCCUCCCAUCCUUCGUUGAGGGACCACGAGUUCCUGCAGCACAGCUCCCUGUGGGGUCACCAGUUCAUCUCCGGCGGAAUGGGAGAGGGUCCCAAUAGGUAUCCUACCAUAGUAAAAAACGACGCCGGUCUGCCUGCUUACUGCAACCCUCCUAAUCCUUGCCCCGAGGGCUAUGACAUGGAGACCCAAGGUGGCAGCUGCAUCGUGGACUUCGAAAACACGGCCAUCUUCAGUCGGGAGUUCCAGGCCGCACAGGACUGCACCUGCGAUAACGAGCAUAUGUUCGACUGCUCGGAACAGGAUAGUGCUGACAGCGGCUCCGAGAAGGGUGACCUGAACUCCGCCGUGGAGCAAUACAUCCUGCAGAUGGGCCAGGAGAACAGCCUGAACAACGUGAAUAGCCUGGUUAAGAAGGCCGGGUACCCAGUGAUGCCCGAUCCUCGUCUGGAUGACGCGGUUAUGAACCCGUUUCUCCAGGGCGAUCGCUUGCCCAUAGCCGCCAAGAAGGGCAACCUUCUAUUCCACUAAGCUGGCUCGAUUAUUCUUUGAGCAUACACGACCAUACCUACAUCGUUUUCCAUAUGGGUGUCUAAUACUAUUACCUAUCAUAGCUGGUUAUUAAUGUUGUCCCGCAAGCGAAGUCUAGUAAUGUUUCUACCCGUUUCCCGCAAAUAAAGUUAUUCGUAUAGUACCAGGGCUCU